CAGCGCCCCGCCGACGUCAGCGCCCAGCGCGCCACUUUUUAUAUUCGGGAGGGGGCAUCGAGGCGAAAGGUGCCCGCGUUCAGUCGCACAGGACAGGUGGCAGUGCCACUGCGCGUUGGCUAGUGGUGGGUGCGUUAGUUGGACGGGUGCGUCAGUCCGUGUGUCCGGUUGCCCUCCCUCCGCUGUUACUGUUUACGGCACGAGGAGGUGUGAAGAGGUGCAAACGGCGCGGCGUCAACGGGACCGCGACGCACGGAGCUUGAGGGUCGACCUGGUCCCCUUGUGCACAGCUCAGACUCGAGCAAGGACGCGGACCUCAUCCACGAUGAGCGCCUCGCGAGCCGGGCCCAGCCGAGUCCUCGUGGCGUUCGUCGCCGUCUACUGCGCUGCAGCAGCAGCAGCGGCGACGGCCGCGUCGUCGUCAGCGGACAAGGUGGUGUCGGUGCAGGCGGUGGAGGGAGGCUCUGCGUCGGUGCCGUGCCCCGAGCCAGGGGAGUCUCAAGGCCACCACCACAACUGGACCUGGGUCCCCGACCACCCGGAGUGCGUGGGAGACGGCGAGGACCAGAAACGCUUCGCCAAGCGCCACGCGCUCCGCGUGGCUCAGCCGUGCGUCCUGCAGCUGCACCGGCUGCGUCUGGGAGAUGCGGGGGUCUUCAGUUUCGAGUGGGGAGAGGUCUCGCUCAGUGUGAGGCUCAAUGUCAGACCAGACUGCGACGCGCCCGUGGUGGUGGUGUCAGACCACUCGGGGCCCGUGAAACAGUCCCAGAACAUCACCCUGCGGUGCGCCGCGCGGGGCUCGGCGGGAGCGGGCGACAAGGCCGUCGCAUGGUGGCUCAACGGCCAGAGAGACCCCGGGCGACGGGGCGUGGAGCUGGCGGUGCGUGGCGCGCAGAGCCGCUCGCAGGGCGUGUGGGCGUGCGAGACGCGCGGGCGGCGUGCCGAGUACUGCCUCACCUUCGCCCAUUCGCCUUCAUCGAAGCAGUGGGGGUGCGGGAAGAUGAGCGCGGCGAUGCUGGAGGCGCAGGGGCCCCCCUCUCCCCACGAUGCGCACAGCUUCGCUUGGUCCCCUUGGCUGCUCGCCACCCUCGCCGCCAUCCCCACGACGAUCAUCGUCGUCACGCUCCUCGUCUGGGUUCUGGUGAAGAGGAGACGCAGGGAAAUGCAGCCAGAUGACAUCCGCGUUCUGCAUCAAGCGUCACGACAGCGGACGUGCGAGGACUUCACGUUUGAGAACGACUCGGACACCGAGAGUGACCGCUACGUGACCCCGGAGACCCCCAAAGCUGCGCCGCAGGCCACAGCCAACAGCCACACGCGGAGCUGCGCGCGAGUCGUGUGAGACACGACAAGGAGGAGGAGGA
Molecule: messenger RNA, 1364 nt
Organism: Petromyzon marinus (sea lamprey)
Lineage: Eukaryota; Metazoa; Chordata; Hyperoartia; Petromyzontiformes; Petromyzontidae
Source: RefSeq, a predicted model, not a curated record